This is a messenger RNA of Microthlaspi erraticum, 465 nucleotides long. The record is from the annotation of a GenBank genome assembly. Lineage: Eukaryota; Viridiplantae; Streptophyta; Magnoliopsida; Brassicales; Brassicaceae.
AUGUCUCGAAGAGCUUGCAAAAGAGUAAGCUUUAGUCCGGACCCAGAAGCAAUCGAGGAACCGAUCUAUCCAACACACAACGGUCUCAGCUCAUCGCGGCAUGGUCGUCAAAGAGUCUUCGUUGGAAUUCUCAGUCUCGACGUCAGAAGCUCGCCGGCAGCGAGGAGAUUACUCCGGCGUGUUGGAGCCAGAGUUUCCAAAACGCUGCGUUUUAUGUCAUUCGGAAUGAAGAGUGUAAACGCCAAAACGGUGCCGUCUCAUUCUUCGAGAAUCGUUUCAUCUUCUUCGUCUCUGUCUUGUUCCUCUUCCUCUUGCUCUGCUUCGUCUAUUUAUCUGGUGAAGUCGAAGUCUCUAAAUGAAUCAGAGUCUCACCGUGCAGAGGCCAUUGAGGACUGCAUCGAGUUCUUAAAAUCUUCUUCUUCUUCUCUGUCGAGAUCAAAUUCAAUAUCUGCUUGGUCUUGCUAA